AUGUUGUCUCGUUUCCCCAUGUCGGCGUCGAGGCGGCUUUCAGCUUUAUCGGGCCAAGUAAGAGCAGCGAGCACCAUGAAGGAAGCAAUCGUGUCGAGAGGACCCAAGGUUGAGAUUAUCGACAGCCCCAUUCCCAAAGCUGGGCCUGGACAGGUUGUGACAAAAAUCGUCUUCUCGGGCAGCAAUCCUAAAGACUGGAAGCGACCAGAAUAUUGGGGCGCCAGAGGCACUGGCAACCAGGGCGAUGACAUUUCAGGCAUUGUCCACGAAGUUGGUGAGGGCGUCUCCGAAUUCAGGCCCGGCGACCGCGUCGCAGCCAUGCAUGAGAUGAAGCAGCCGGGAGGGAGUUAUGCCGAGUAUGGUGUCAGCUGGGCGUACACGACAUUUCGUCUGCCCGACAAGACAUCUUUUGAGGAGGGCGCUGCACUGCCUCUGACUGCCUUGACCGCUGCGUGCGGUCUCUAUGCGCGUCUCGGACUCCCCGAGCCAUGGCUUCCUGCGUCUGAUUCUCAGAAGAUCCCACUGGUCAUUUGGGGCGCCUCAUCAGCCGUUGGGUCAUACGCCGUUCAGCUCGCCAAACGUUCCAACAUUCACCCCCUCAUUUGCGUCGCCGGUCGCGCCCAGGAGCAUGUGGAGAAGCUGAUUGACAGAAGCAAGGGCGACACGGUCAUUGACUACCGUAAAGGCCACGAAGCCGUGGCUGAGGAGAUGAAGGCCAGUUUGAACGGGGCCAAGCUCGAGUACGCAUUCGACGCUAUUUCCGAGGAUGGUUCGUACCAGACCAUUUGCGAGGUUCUCGACCACCAUACAGGAAAGAUCACCAAUAUUGUGCCUGCGCAGUCGUACUCGGAUAUUCCCAAGACGAUUCAAAAAUCAGUCACGACGGUCGCUAGCAUUCACGAGGAUCUGAAGGAUUUUGGUUAUGUUUAUACGCGGUAUUUUAGCAAGGGUUUGGAGGAGGGCUGGCUGAAGGCGCAGCCGCAGGAGAUUGUCCCAGGUGGACUGGAGGGCGUUGAGAAGGGCCUCACAAACCUCAAGAAUGGCACUGCGAGUGCGGUCAAGUAUAUUUUCAGGAUCGCUGACACUCCAGGUGUACAGUCGUGA
Messenger RNA from Fusarium keratoplasticum, 1104 nucleotides. Its product is annotated as PKS-ER domain-containing protein. The coding region runs from base 1 to 1104 and encodes 367 amino acids. NCBI's taxonomy places the organism in Eukaryota, Fungi, Ascomycota, Sordariomycetes, Hypocreales, Nectriaceae. Gene Ontology annotation, molecular function: oxidoreductase activity, acting on NAD(P)H. The record is from RefSeq and is a predicted model, not a curated record. The transcript has 3 exons.